CGCAGCGGCCAUGGCUGAGUCUGGAGAUGCUGCGCUGGCGGAGCAAUUCCGAAGAUAUGUGUCUGAAGGAAAGCAAGAGGCCCGUAAUGGGAAUCUGGAGGAAUCCAUCAGACUGUUCCGACAAGCCCUUGAGAUCCACCCCAGUGAAAAGGUGAUGGCGAACAUAAAAAAGCUGGAGGAAGCCUUAGCUUCAUUAACCCUGGAUCAGGAGGACGACGACUUUGUGGACGUGUGUCAAAGCGGACUGAUGCUCUACGGAGAAAUGUAUGAUAAACUUUUUGACCAUCAGAGGGAAGGGGUCGCCUUCUUGUACAGCUUGUACAGAGAUGGCAGGAAAGGUGGCAUCUUGGCAGACGACAUGGGCUUGGGCAAAACCAUUCAGAUCAUUGCUUUCCUCUCAGGCAUGUUUGACGCAGAAUACAUCCGAUCUGUGUUGCUAAUUGUGCCAACCACCCUCAUCAGCAACUGGACAAGAGAGUUUGCCAGCUGGGCUCCAGGCUUGCGGGUGAAGGUCUUCCAUGGUCCAUGCAUAGCCGAACGCACCAGGAAUCUCGAGCGGGUCCAGAGGCGGCAUGGUGUCGUGCUCACAACUUAUCAUAUGCUACUCAACAAUUGGCAGCAGCUGUCCACCUCUGGCACGGAGGAGUUUUUCUGGGACUAUGUCAUCCUUGACGAAGCACAUAAAAUCAAAACUCCCUCAGCCAAAAUGACAAAAUGUGCCCAUGCCAUCCCUUCCAAAAACCGCAUCCUCCUUACAGGGACCCCGGUCCAAAACAACCUAAAAGAACUCUGGGCCCUCUUUGACUUUGCUUGUCAAGGUUCGCUGCUCGGCACUAUGAAAACCUUCAGGAUGGAAUAUGAGAACCCCAUCACUACUGCCAGGGCAAAGGAUGCAACGCCAGGAGAGAGAGCACUGGGGCUUAAGAUCUCUGAAAACCUGAUGUCUAUCAUCAAGCCAUAUUUCCUAAGACGGAGCAAAGAUGAACUGCAGAAGAAAGUUAUUCCUGAACUUAAAAGCAAUCUUCCUGCCUUUCAGAGUAAGGAUGCCGCUCCUGCAAUGCCUUCUCUCCCCAGGAAAAAUGAGUUCAUCGUAUGGGUGUUCUUGGCACCCAUUCAAGAGGAAAUAUAUAGGAAAUUUCUUUCUUUGGAUCAUAUCAAGGAGUUGUUGACUACAACAAGGUCUCCACUGGCUGAACUGAAUGUCCUAAAGAAGCUCUGUGAUCAUCCCAGGCUGUUAUCUGCAAGAGCCUGCAGCCAACUUGGUCUGGAAGCAUCAGAUUAUAAUGAGCCAGAUGGUGGUGAAACUGAAGCCGACGAGCAUCUGCACAGGAACAUUGAACAUAUUUCUGAUGAGAUUCUGAUCAAGGAGUCUGGGAAGUUACGUUUCCUUGUGGCCCUGUUGGAGCGACUGCAAGAGGAGGGACACAGAACUCUGGUGUUUUCCCGGUCAAGAAAAAUGCUAGACAUUAUUGAGCGCAUUUUAACUCACAGACGCUUUAAGCUCAUGCGCAUUGAUGGAAAGGUGACUCAUUUGAUGGAGCGAGAAAAGAGGAUUGGGAUGUUUCAGGAGAGCAAUGACUACUCUGUCUUCUUGCUUACAACCCAAGUAGGUGGAGUUGGCUUAACCUUAACCGCCGCCACCAGAGUGGUGAUUUUUGAUCCUAGCUGGAAUCCAGCUACAGAUGCUCAGGCUGUGGACAGAGCUUACAGAAUUGGGCAAAAAGCGAAUGUUGUGAUCUACCGGCUAAUUACCUGCGGGACGGUGGAAGAGAAAAUCUACCGAAGGCAAGUCUUCAAGGACUCGCUAAUACGGCAAAGCACAGGGGACAAGAAGAACCCAUUCAGAUAUUUCACUAUGCAAGAGCUGAGAGAGCUCUUCAUACUGGAAGAUGCUCGGAGCUCAUUGACACAACUCCAGCUGCAAUCCUUGCAUGCCAGCCAAAGGAAGACAGAUACUCAGCUGGAUGAGCAUAUUGCGUAUCUCCACUCACUGGAGAUAUUUGGCAUCUCUGACCAUGAUUUGAUGUAUACGCAUGAAACAGUUCAUGAAGAUGAAGUUGAGAAUGAAGAAGAUCAGAGGUACAUUGAACACAGAGUACAGAAAGCCCAGGAGUUGGUGCAGCUAGAAUCACAACUGAACAACCAACUGAUAGGAAGCAUGAGAAACACAACAGAAGGAGCGUGGCUGAGAGAAAUGGAAUUAUCCACCCAACCAAAGAAGAAAACACCCAAACCUUCUCAGAAUCAUGCCCUAUCUGCUUCUGUUCUGCCCACAAAUAAUGAAGUUGUCACUCUUGUAACUGAUGAUGAUGAUGAUGAUGACAAUAAUAAGGAUGACAACGGUUCUAAUGACAUUGUCAAUGUAAGCUCUAAAAUGACAAGACUAGAUGUUGAGGAUGUGGAUGAUGAACGAAUACUUCGGGACAUAUCUAAUAUGGAUAUGUCCCUUUCCAAGAAUGAAGAAUACACAUCAGUGAGAAUACAAGACUUUGACCGAGAGCAAAAUCAAAGCACGGUGUCCUCUUUUCCUCAAGCUAAUAAGGAGAAUUGCCAUCCAAAAUUUGAAACGGUCUCCCAUGAUCUACUAGCUCAAGAUGUGGACAAUGAACAAAUGCUCCAGGAUAAAUCUAACAUGGACAUAUCCCUUUCCAGGAAUGAAGAGUGCAAAUCAGCUCAGUUACAAGAACAUGAUCCAAAGGCUAUGUCACCCCUUCCUACUACUCCCUUAUUAUCUAAUAAGGAAAAUUGCAGUCCUGGAUCCCAAAGAAUUUCCUGUGCGCUAUCUGCUGAAGCAAAUAUGAAGAGUAAUGAUGUUCAAGUGGAACCACUGCAGCAGUCAUAUGAAUCUAUUUCUGGUGACAAGCAACUAACCAGGACUGAACUGUCUCCUAAUGUUGUAAGAAAACUAUAUGAAGUCAACAGUGAGGAUUCUCUUGGAUAUAAGAAGAACCCAGUCAGGAGAAUAGUUUCAGAUGAUGAAGAGGAGCCAUAUGAUCUUGUAAUUAAUGAUGAUGACAGCAAUGGCAGUGAUGCUGGUGAAGUUAUUAAUAUAAGCUCUAGAUUGACAAGUCUACAUGUUGAGGAUAUGGAUGAUGAACAAAUGCUUCGGGACACAUCUAAUAUGGACAUAUCCCUUUCCAAGACUGAAGAAUGCAAAUCAGCCAGCUCACAACGCAAUCAAAGCAAUGUGUCUCCUUUUCCUCAAGCUAACUUGUUCUCUUCCAAGGACAAUUGCCAUCCAGAAUUUAAACUGAUCUCCCAAGAUCUACCUGCCCAACAUGUGGACAAUGAACAAAUGCUUUGGGACAAAUCUAACAUGGACAUAUCCCUUUCCAAGAAUGAAGAGAGCAAAUCAGCCCAGUUACAAGAACGUGAACAUAACCUUGAUCUGAAGGCUAUGUCAUCUUUUCUUACUGCUCCCUCAUUAUCUAACAAGGAAAAUUCCAGUCAUGAAUCCCAAAGAAAUUCUUCUGAACCAUCUGCUAAAGUAAACAUUAAGGGUAAUGAUGUCGAAGUGGAACCAUUGCAGUGGUCAUCUGAAUCUGUUUCUGGUGACAAGAGGCAAGUAACCAGGACUGAACUAUCUUCUGAUGUUGCUAGAAAACCAUAUGAAGAAGCUUGUGAAAUAUAUGAGCUAGAUGCUGCAGUAUCAUUUCAGCCACAACCCAACAAUAUAUCAAUGUGUACUGCAGAGCAGGAAUCUGAAAUGAUGCUGCAAAAUGAAUCUUUGACUACUCCUUCUCCGUACCAGGCUAAUUUCAACCUUGUCCUGGAGGAUUCUGAAGAUGAACUCCAGGUUGUAUCAAAAGAAGAAAUGUCGCUGGAGGAAACCAGCAAUGAAGGAUUUCAGCUGAGAAUGGACAGUCGCCAUAGUUCUGCAUCUCAUUCUUGGGCAGGGGAAAAUGAAGACAAUGGAAGCCCCCCAGCAAGAAAAAACGUAAUGGGAUCCAUGCUUCUGGGUGGCUCUCAUAGGCUAUCCGAUGCCCUGAUGGACAACAGUGAGGUUUCUUUUUAUUACAAGAAGAAGCCAGUCAGAAGAAUAGUUUCAGAUGAUGAAGAAGAGCAGAUUGAGCUCAUAACUGAACAGGAUGACAGCAAGCAUGGAGAAAUAUCAGCCUUGCACAAUGUAGAUGUCAUCUGUAUGUCAACCCCAAAGUCCAAUGGUCCCGUGGCUAGUCUCUGUUUCUCCCCAAGAGUGAAGGUUAGCGGAAGAAGGUCAACUGCUUCUCGAAGAUCCCUGGCCAAUUUGGUCAUGGAUCAGGUGGAAGACGUGGUGGAAGUGGUGGAAUCUGAGAGUGAUGUGCCUCCAGUAAGUUCUUCACAAAACAACACAGAAAAAGAAAUGAUCCAGAUUUCCAGUAGGCAGGAUUCAACAGAGCCUUUGGAAGAAACACUGGACUCUGAGAACAGAUCCAGCUAUCUGUAUGAAACAGCCUCUAUUGGGGAUGAGUCUUCUCUUUGAAGACUUUGGAAGAGCCAUUCCUGCUCUUCUUGAAACAACAAAGCUGUUUGCAGUUCCUAAGGGAAAAAAACAUGGCAUUAGCUUUGUAACACUGGCACACAUCAUCCAGAGCUUUUCUUCCUCCUGCAUCUGUUUGGGAUGUGUGAAAUGGGGAAGAAACGACGGGUGUAAGAACACUUUGAAUUGUUUGCUGGCCUUUGGCCGAUGUGUUAAAGACAGCCUAGCACUAUUUGUACUUGUUUUGUGUAUAUAGUUGUUUUGAAUUUGGUGUUGCUAAAACUACUUUGCACCCAAGCGCCAAAAGGGACAGCAGAGAGAUGGCUCUUCUCACCCGGGAAAGGUUUUCAGAUACUUUUAUCCUUCUGGCAAGCUUAAAGCAUUGCUUGGAUCACUGAAUCUACAUCUGCUUCAAAAUCUGGUUGUUAUGAUUUAUCUUGGAGGUAGCUGCUAUGGGUUAAAAAUACACUUGGUUUUACUUUCCAAACCUUCUGUGUGUCUUGCUAUAUUUUCCCUCCUUGGAGUUAGAUUUCCACAGAUUGGAUUAGGAAGGUAUUGUUGAACAGCAGCUUCUAUCAUCCCUGACUCUUGGUUGUGUUUACUAAAGUUGAUGGGAACUGCAGCUCAACAAUAUCCAGAGGGCUACAGGUAACCUGCCCCUACCAGAAAGCAAGUAGCAAGAUAUGAUGAGAUUUGCCUUUCCCAGAUAUGUGAUGUUCACUUGUUUGUGGAAGCCUGGUAUAGACAGCUCUUGAAGGAAUGCUUCCUUUCAGAGACCCAGUUCCCAUGAGGCUGUCAGCCUGGGCUUGGGUUGUAUCACUUCAGAUCUGGAAACUCAGAAGGCUGAGGAUUAUUCAUACCAAACAUCCCCUCUACCUAGAAAACAAGAAAUAGGCAAAAUUCGAACCCACCUUCCAGUCCUCUGGAUAAAUGGGAAAGGUUGCCAAAGUAUGGCUUGGAAACAAGAGGCCAGAUGUUGGUUGAUUUACUACCAUUCCUCACCACUGGCAUAAAAGUGAUGGAACUGGAGUUCAACAACCUCUAGAGCAGCCGUUCCUAAACUUUGGUCUUCAGCUCCCAGAAGCUCCAGCCAACUUGGCCAACAGUUAGGAAUUCUGGGUGCUGAAGUCCAAAACACCCGGAAGAUCAAAGUUUGGGAACCACUGAUUCUAGCGGAGGACAGGUACCCCAGCCUUUGUAAAAUAGCCUUCGCAUUUUGAAGGAAAACUUGGUAUGGUGUAACAGGGAUGCUCAAACCAGCCUUGAUCCUUUUCCUCCUCUGAGAUAAUGGUCCAAAACACACUGCAGAAAUAAUCCAAUUUGAGA
This is a messenger RNA of Sceloporus undulatus (fence lizard), 5785 nucleotides long. RefSeq names its product DNA excision repair protein ERCC-6-like. NCBI's taxonomy places the organism in Eukaryota, Metazoa, Chordata, Lepidosauria, Squamata, Phrynosomatidae. The record is from RefSeq and is a predicted model, not a curated record. Gene Ontology annotation, molecular function: DNA translocase activity; protein binding; ATP-dependent chromatin remodeler activity.